Messenger RNA from Protomyces lactucae-debilis, 820 nucleotides. RefSeq lists its product as uncharacterized. The record is from RefSeq and is a predicted model, not a curated record. The coding region runs from base 37 to 459 and encodes 140 amino acids. The transcript has a single exon. Lineage: Eukaryota; Fungi; Ascomycota; Taphrinomycetes; Taphrinales; Protomycetaceae.
CAGCUUGCGAGAGACUACUCUACCGCGCAGAAAGACAUGUCUACUGACGAGGCAUACAGCUCUUUUCUGGAUAAAGCAAACAGCGUUCCUGAGGCGCCACCUAAGAAGAAGCCCUCGAACGACGCCCAGGUCUUGGCUGACCAAUACCUCUCCUCUGAAUCGGAUGAACCAUGGCGAGCUUUCACCUCUAACAAGACGGAUGAGCUUGAAGAUGCAGCUGCAUUCGCAAAGCUCGUAGAACAAUCUGGAGAUGCAUCUUUCGCAGAGAUAGAAGCAUAUGAGGAUCACAAACAAGUCAUUCGGUAUGUUCGCGAACGCAUCUCAGGCGCUGAGCAUGGAAAGGCUGAAGUGCACGUCUUAGAGAUUACGGACGGUACACGGAUCUAUGUCUACAUGGUUGCCUACAAUAAGAAGCACCGUUGCUAUGAGGGAGCACAGAGUCUGAAGAUUGAAAGUUAGGAAUGUGACUGUGGGAAAUGCUGCUGCUGUGACCUUAGCCGCGAGAGCCGGAAGCUGCCUUGGACGCUCAUUAAGUCAGAUUGACAGUGAUGUGGGCUGCCAGUGGGCAAGAUGAUUCAGUGCAGCGUGAAGAUGACCGAGUCACCGAGAUGGUGGAGUGAAAGUUUGAUCUUGUGGCUGGUCCGAGAUUGGCCGCGACUUCAUACAACUCGGUCAGCCACAAGUCAUCCUCAUCAACCCGCCCACCCGCUCGCUCGGGUCGCCGACUCGCUGUGUAGUUCGGUAGAGUUCCAGCGUAAAAAGCGAUUAUAUACCGUAUAGCACCAGCUGGCCCUGGCACUAGCUGAGCAGCAUCCUCCCC